AUGAUCAGCUUCAUCACCGCCGCUCUCGCCCUCGCCGGCUCCGCCGUCGCCCUGCCCACCGCCAGGGCCGCCAACGCCACCGUCGACGUCUUUGGCAUCUUGGCUCUCCGCUCCGCCAGCCCCAUCCACUACGGCAGCGUCUCUGCCUCGAUCGGCAACCUGUUCAUCAACCGCGCCCAGGACGCCGAGUGCGCCAGCAACAUCUCGAGCGCCGAGUUCUACAUCAAGGACGGUGGUCUCUUCCUCUACGGUGAUGGCUUCUCCAACGAGACUCAGCAGGUUUACGUCGACCGUUCCGGCAUGGGCCAGGGCAACGUCGGAUACGUCACCUCCAACACCCCCGCUCCCCGCAGCGGCGAGCUCACCGGCUGGUCAUUCAACAGCACCGGUGGCAACCGGUACCUCCAGUUUGACGGUGCCAGCCUGCUCGCCUGCCCCAGCAUCGACAACUCCUACGCCCUCUGGGUCGACGUCGGCGUCGCCGCCCCCGGCGGAAGCACCGAAUGCCUCGGCUUCAAGGCCCUGGCCGCCGACAUUGCCAAGCCCGUCCCCUGCAAGUACAGC
Molecule: messenger RNA, 564 nt
Organism: Geosmithia morbida
Lineage: Eukaryota; Fungi; Ascomycota; Sordariomycetes; Hypocreales; Bionectriaceae
Product: cell wall protein
Exons: 2
Source: RefSeq, a predicted model, not a curated record